Physeter macrocephalus (sperm whale) is the source of this 1581-nucleotide messenger RNA. Its product is annotated as neuropilin and tolloid-like protein 2. Gene Ontology annotation, cellular component: postsynaptic density. NCBI's taxonomy places the organism in Eukaryota, Metazoa, Chordata, Mammalia, Artiodactyla, Physeteridae. The record is from RefSeq and is a predicted model, not a curated record. Gene Ontology annotation, molecular function: ionotropic glutamate receptor binding.
AUGCGGAUGCAGCGGGGCUGCCGCCGCGCUGCCGCCGCCGCCUCCUCGGCCCCGCAGCGAAGCGCCGGGCAGCUCGGGAACCUGGCCCUGGAGCAGCUCUGCUCCGCUGUGUGGUUAAUAACAAUACUUGUAGUGGAAGGGAUUGCUGUGGCCCAAAAGACCCAAGAUGGACAAAAUAUUGGAAUCAAGCACAUUCCUGCAACCCAGCGUGGCCUUUGGGCUCGAACCAGAAAUGGAGGUCAUUUUGCUUCACCAAAUUAUCUUGACUCAUAUCCACCAAACAAGGAACGUAUCUCCAUUUUGGAAGCUGCUCCCCGUCAAAAAACACAGCUGACCUUUGAAUGUCGGUUUGAUCACUUGGAAGUUCGAGACGGGCCCUUUGGUUUCUCUCCACAUGUAGAUCGUUACUGUGGUGUGAAAAGCCCUCCAUUAAUGAGAUCAACAGGGAGAUUCAUGUGGAUUAAGUUCAGUUCUGAUGAAGAACUUGAAGGACUGGGAUUUCUAGCAAAAUAUUCGUUUAUUCCAGAUCCAGACUUUACUUACCUAGGAGGUUGCCAGUUUGAGCUGUCAGGAGCCGACGGAAUAGUACGUUCGAGUCAGGUAGAACAAGGGGAGAAAACAAAACCCGGCCAAGCAGUUGAUUGCAAUUGGACGAGUAAAGCUACUCCAAAAGAUAAGAUUUAUUUGAGGUUCCUAGAUUAUCAAAUGGAGCACUCAAAUGAAUGCAAGAGAAACUUUGUUGCAGUCUACGAUGGGAGCAGUUCUAUUGAAAAUCUGAAGGCCAAGUUUUGCAGCACCGUGGCCCAUGACGUAAUGCUUAAAACAGGAGUUGGGGUGAUACGGAUGUGGGCUGAUGAAGGUAGUCGGCUUAGCACGUUCAGAAGGCUUUUUACUUCCUUUGUGGAGCCUCCCUGCACAGACAGCACUUUCUUCUGCCAUAGCAACACGUGCGUCAAUAAUUCUUUAGUAGGUAAUGGGGUUGAAAACUGUGCAUACCCUUGGGAUGAAAAUCAUUGUAAAGAAAAGAAAAAAGCAGGACUGUUUGAACAAAUCGUUAAAACUCACGGAACAAUUGUUGGCAUUGCGUCAGGGAUUGUCUUGGUCCUUCUCAUUAUUUCUAUUUUAGUCCAAGUGAGACAGCCUCGAAAAAAGGUCAUGGCUUGCAACAUUGCUUUUAAUAAAACUGGAUUUCAAGAAGAGUUUGAUCCUCCUCAUUAUGAACUGUUUUCACCGAGAGACAAGGAGAUGUCUGCAGCGUCAGAGGAACUGGACAGCUACCAGAAGACGCGGAGCUCCUCCACUGCGUCGCCGGGCAUCCACGACCGUCACUGUGGAUCUCAAGCACCCAGCCUCAAGCAAAGCAGGACCAACCUGAGUUCCAUGGAACUUCCCUUCCGAAAUGGUUUUGCACAACCGCAGCCAAUGAAAACAUUUAAUAGCAUCUUCAAAAAGAGAAGCUACUCUUUCAAGCAGGCGCAUGAGUGCUCUGAACAGGCCCUCGGAGACAGAGUAAUGGAAGAGAUUCCCUGUGAAAUUGUCAGAGGGAGGGAAGAUUCUGCACAAGCAUCCAUAGCCAUCGAU